Pipistrellus kuhlii (Kuhl's pipistrelle) is the source of this 468-nucleotide messenger RNA. RefSeq names its product BCL2 like 10 (gene BCL2L10). The transcript is spliced from 2 exons. The coding region runs from base 1 to 468 and encodes 155 amino acids. Gene Ontology annotation, biological process: regulation of apoptotic process. NCBI's taxonomy places the organism in Eukaryota, Metazoa, Chordata, Mammalia, Chiroptera, Vespertilionidae. The record is from RefSeq and is a predicted model, not a curated record.
AUGCCGGGGCCACCGCCGGCCAAGGAGGACCCGCUGGAGCUGCGCACCCUCCGGCUGCUCACCGACUACCUGGAGCACUGCGCCCGGAGGCCCGGCCGCGCCCCGCGCCCGCCCACCUCGCUGGAGGCCGCGGUGGUGCGCUCCCUGGCCCCCCAGAUACAGGAGCAGUACCAGCUCUCCUGGACCCGCUACCACCGCCUGGGGUCGGGGGACCGCGUGGAGCUGGUGGCGAGCGCGAUCGAGAAAGUAUUUCUGCACCCCCCGGGCCCCGACUGGGGCCGCGUGGUGGCGCUCCUGGCCUUCGCGGGGUUCCUGCUGGAGAGGCCGCCGACGAGCCACCCGUGGGCGCUGAAAAAUUGGGAAGCCACGGUGGACCAGGACUGCCAGAACCUGGUGGCCCUGCUGUGCGCCUGUCUCACCGGGCAGCACCGCGCCUGGCUGGAGGCGCACGGCGGCUGGGCGGUGUAG